Messenger RNA from Alosa alosa (allis shad), 3307 nucleotides. RefSeq names its product phospholipid scramblase 2-like. Lineage: Eukaryota; Metazoa; Chordata; Actinopteri; Clupeiformes; Clupeidae. Gene Ontology annotation, molecular function: phospholipid scramblase activity. Bases 630 to 1646 code for a protein of 338 amino acids. Gene Ontology annotation, cellular component: plasma membrane. The transcript is spliced from 10 exons. The record is from RefSeq and is a predicted model, not a curated record. Gene Ontology annotation, biological process: plasma membrane phospholipid scrambling.
UACACACAGCUGAAAAGUACAUUAGGAAACAAAUGUAAUCUGGUGUGAUGUGAUGGAUGGCACCAACAAAAACAAAAAAAAGAUGUGCACUGAAGUCAUUCUCAGAUGCGCCCACCUUUCUGCCGUGGUGGCUCGACAGGAGUCCCACACCGAUGGAGUCCAAAGGGGCCGUCACCCGCUUGCUGUAGCAAAAGAGAGGGAAGGUGGUGGAGAGGGGAAAAUCAAACAAACAUACAAACAAAACAAAACGAAUGUGGACGUUUGGGCUAGAUGCCUCACAUCGUGUGUGUCUUGCCCCACACUUACUGCUUGUGCCUGCGCCGAUUGCGACCAACGUGCUGGGAGGCAGGCAGCCGCUCAAGUGGGGUCAAGAAGGGGGUCAUCUGGUUAUGGCGGGAGCCCCAGUCUUGAGUUGUCUCCCCCGAGUCACCUGGGAAGAGGUCAGUGAGGUCCGAGAGCUCGGACCAGUGGGAGGAAGAACACAGAUGAGUACAUGAUUACAACAUCACUCUGGAUCUGAUGAUUUAUUGUUUACACGUCUGGGCCAUAUCUGGAUAGAACUGGAAGGGACAACAGCAGAUGAAGCAACCAUAGGAGACGUCAACCUGUGAAACGACCUGUUAAUCGUUAUGUCUGGACCAGGGUACCCUUCCCCUCACCAGGGUCCUUACCCUGUGCCUCAACCUGGUGGAUAUUCCAUGCCCCCAUAUCCCAUGUCCCAGCCAGGCUACGGUGACCCCGGCCAAGCGCCUCCUCCUGUUGGGUUUCACAUGGGUUACCAGCCCUCUCCAGACCAGCCAGUCAUGUACCAACCCGGCCCGGUUAGCCCAGGUCCACCCAUGCCAAUGCAGGAGUAUGGAGGGCCAGCUCCCCCCCAGUACCAGCACUCGGGGCCUGGAGCCCCUCCAUACCAGCCCUCAGGACCAGCUGCACCUGUAGCCCCCGCACCAGUCUCAGUGCCAGUGGGUGUGCCACCGGGCCUGGAGUACCUCUCACAGAUUGAUCAGAUUUUGAUACAUCAGAAAGUAGAGCUUCUGGAAGCAUUCAUCGGCUUUGAGACCAACAACCAGUAUGAGAUCAAAAACAGCAUGGGGCAGAAGAUUUACAAGGCUAAGGAGAAGAACGACUGUUGUACUCGCAACUGCUGUGGCUCGCUACGUAGCUUUGACAUGAAGAUUAAGGACAACGGUGACCGUGAGGUCAUUCGGCUCGUGAGGCCCUUCCGUUGUGUGUCCUGCUGGUGUCCCUGCUGCCUUCAAGAGAUGGAAGUACAAGCACCACCUGGUACCACCAUUGGUUAUGUCACCCAGGACUGGAAUGCUUGCUAUCCCAAAUUCUCUAUUCGAGGCCCAAACCGUGAGACGGUGAUGAAACUAGAAGGGCCAUGCCUUGCCUGCAAUUGCUGUGGAGAUGUGAACUUUGAGCUGAAGGGGAAAGAUGGUGGUCAUAGUAUUGGCCGUAUCAGUAAGCAGUGGAGUGGUCUACUCAAAGAGGUGUUCACGGACACGGAUAACUUUGGCAUCCAGUUCCCUCUGGACAUGGAUGUCAAAAUGAAGGCCGUGCUGAUGGGUGCUUGCUUCCUUAUCGAUUUCAUGUUCUUUGAGAAAGUUGGGGACACCAAUCAGCGCAACACUGUUUUCUCAUAAGAGGAUGAGAAGGGAGUGGGAAAGCGAAUCGGCCUGUAGCGUCUCUUCCUGAAGAUGUCUGGAGACUUCUGCCUGCACUCUACUGUCCACACGUCAUCCCACCGUCCCCUGUGGAAAUGUCAACGUCUAGCUUAGGCUCUUCAGCCACUCCUGAGCUACUGCGUUGCUCGCUCCAGUAAGCCAUUUGUUGCUUCAGAAAUGAAAGUGUCACCUUUUCUACUCCAAGCUGUCACAUCCUUCUUUUUCUUGUGUCACUUACACACACAGUCAUGUUCUCUCUACUCUAUAUGUUUUAUUACUACAUUUGUAUCAAGGUUAAUAUUAGCCACAUCUAUUUUUUUUAUAGUCAUUAUUAUUUACCAAAUGUCAAAGUUUGUUUGAAAUAGAUAUUUUAUAUUACUUAUCUGUAAAGGCCAUUUUAUACAAUUAAUAUGCAGUUUUUUUAAUCAUCCUGGUAAAUGUUGUGAUGUAUUUGUAAGUAGGUUGUGGGCGAGUUGGUUUUGUAAUGUAUUCCUUUUUGUUUGAUGUAUGUACAUAACAGUGAAAUGGCAACAAAAGUAGGUGUGUCACAAUGAGAGGUUGUGUAAGAUUGUAUUAGCUGGGAAUGCAGGCGAGAGAGGGUGAGGAAAAUCUGAGUCACUCUUUCCUGCGAGGUCACUGAAAGUUUGGAUGUUGUACCAAUAGGAAGGAAAGUCCACAACACAUUGACCUGUUUGACAGUAUAACAGAUGAACGGAGUUUACAUGUGGGGAGGCAGGGGGUAUCUAAGUUGGAAAUGAAAAGGCACUGGACUUGAAGAAUGCUCUUAUUCUCAUUCAGGAAAGCUCUACAUAAUUACAUGCCUUAACACAUGGGCUUCAUAGGGUGUGGAACAGUCCCUCCAGAGAGCUUUAUAGGUUUAGCCAAAGAGAAAUGACACCCAUCUGUUUUGUGUGUAGCAGCUAAAAGCAAGACGAGGUGCUCCUAGAAAGGCUGCACUUGUCUUGGGUUCACUCUCAAAAGCAGCUUGUUGUCAGGGAUGAAUAGUGGUUCCUGUGUAUUGAGAAAAUAAACCUCCAAAAAGUGUGGUGUAAUGGCAUGCACGGGAGAGGAGGGAGAGGCCAAGUGGAAAUUUGGAUCAUGUGGGACCCACAGCCGCAGCCAACAGAACUGGAUUAUCAAGUUCUCUGUCCAGCCUUUAGAACAAUGCCUCUUCAGGACACCUGAUGUUUAAUGAUGCAUGCAUCGUUUAUCAUGAUAAUGAUUUUUGGUCUGCUCUAGAUUUGUUUAUUGGGUGGGCUGUUGGUUUGGUUAGUUGAUUGAAGUAAAGCCAAAAAACCUUAACAGGGGAGUUGACUGAAUGAUGAAGCCAUUGCCUGAACUUUGACAUUUCUGUCCAGUGGUAUUGUGAUGUUUAUGUUAAGUAUUUCUCAUACAUACUCACAUAUAUAUAGUAUAUAUUAGUAUCAUACACCGUGUGCCAUAUACCAAAUGGCUAAAGACUGCAUUUUUCUCUGAUGACAAUUAUCCAUGUUCACUAACUGUGGUGCUGUAUUACCAAACACCUAAGUGCUUUCAUUCCACGAUCAAUUAAUGCUUAUGUCAAUGUUAUUUUAUUUCAAAUGAACCAAUUAAUAUCAUGUCCAAAUAUUGUCAUUGUAUAAUAAACAAAAAUCAGUAUA